AUUUGAAUUCAUGAAUAUAUUUUUGGAAUAAAACUUUUAGGGACACCGAUGAAGAAGGAAGUUAUCCAGUUGAACCCGGAGAUGCCUCCCUUGGACACAAGCAUCCUCCCUUGGUCUCUCUUUCAUGAUGCAUAUACAGAAAAGAUAGUUUUCAACUACUGCAUACGCAUUAACCAAGCAACUUCUGAUGCAGAGAUGAUAAUUUGCAAUAGCUUUGAGAUGCUUGAAAAACCUAUUUUCAAGGAAAUGCCAUACAUUCUACCUAUAGGGCCACUUCAUAAUAGUUUUGAAUCAAGAGGAGAUCUUAAUUUAUGUCACUUCUGGUCUGAGGAUAACCAAUGCAUUGCUUGGCUCAACAAAUAUCCUGCAAAUUCUGUCAUAUAUGUGGCUUUUGGUAGCAUCACAAUCUUCAAUAACAUGCAAUUCCAAGAGCUAGCACUUGGCUUAGAGCUCAUCGGUAUGCCAUUCUUAUGGGUGGUAAGGCCAGACAUGACCAAUAAUUCUAUUAAUUGCACCUAUCCCUCAGGAUUCAAAGAAAGAGUUGCAGAUCGAGGGAGAAUGGUUGGCUGGUCUCCACAACAAAAGGUUUUGAAGCAUCCUGCAAUUGCUUGUUUCAUAUCACAUUGUGGUUGGAACUCAACCAUAGAAGCACUGAGAAAUGGAGUACCUUUUCUUUGUUGGCCUUACUUUGGGGACCAAUUGCUUAACCAAAGAUAUAUAACAAAUGUUUGGAAAGUAGGAUUGAGUUUUGUUCCUGAUGAGAAUGGGCUAAUUUCUAAAGAGGAGGUUGGAUCAAAAGUGCAGGAUUUGCUCAAAGAUAGAGAUAUUUUGGCACGAACUCAAGCUUUGAAGAAUUUUUCGGACAUAAGUGUGAUGGAAGGAGGGUCGUCCUUUAAGAAUCUCAAUAAGUUUGUCGAUUUUAUAAGAGAAAAUUAAGCCAAGGAGCUUGAAGACCAGUGUAAAAUGAAAAACUUGAAAGCUUGGAUAGGGAUAGAAAUGGAGAGAAAUUUUGAGUUAUGUGUUGGUGUGAGUUACUUCUGUAUUUAAUAAUGAUAUAUUAUAAAAAAUUUAUCCUUAGUUAUUUAGUGGAUAAUUUCAUAAUA
Molecule: messenger RNA, 1103 nt
Organism: Dendrobium catenatum
Lineage: Eukaryota; Viridiplantae; Streptophyta; Magnoliopsida; Asparagales; Orchidaceae
Product: UDP-glycosyltransferase 83A1-like
Exons: 1
Coding region: 49-936 (295 amino acids)
Molecular function (GO): UDP-glycosyltransferase activity
Source: RefSeq, a predicted model, not a curated record